Molecule: messenger RNA, 533 nt
Organism: Cokeromyces recurvatus
Lineage: Eukaryota; Fungi; Mucoromycota; Mucoromycetes; Mucorales; Mucoraceae
Exons: 1
Source: RefSeq, a predicted model, not a curated record
UUUUUUAGAAUAUAAAAUAAUACAGAAAUAAUUUUUCUUUUAAAUUUUAGUUGGUUUCGUCAAGUUGAACAGCCCCUUCGAACAUUUGAAAUGGCCGGAAUAGAAACCUGGAGUAGUGAAUUUGAAGAAGCAUCAAAGCUGUCGAUCGUUCCUGUAAUGAGAAUUUAUUCUCCAAUUGCAGUGAAGCUAAAUUAUAUAGACAAUGGCAAUAAGCUUCUUAUUAUCAAUCUUCCUCGUAAGCUCUUGAUUAACUAAACCUUCCUCUCCUUUAACAAUUACAGUUUCUUUUCCCUUUUUUAUUUUGCUUAUCAUCUUAUUAAAUUUGUUCAAUUUGACUCAUUACAACAGCUAUUCUUACCAUUGGGAAUAUUAGCACUUUGCUCAAUUAUCAUGUCUGAAUUAAAAAAUAUGGAGAAUAAUUUACAAGAAAAGGGUUAUUAUUUGUCAAUUAUGAUAUGUGGAUACUCAUCUUUAUUAGAUAUUAUUGCGAAAGUAACAAGAUGGAAUGCAUUGGGCAAUGAAAUAAAAAGACG